AUGUCUCAACAUGUGUUGAAUAUAUUACAGAAUCUCCUUACCUGUUUACGGUCGUAUUGUUCAAUUCGAUAUGUGAUUAGAUUUCUACCGAAUGGUUCAUUAGCUCCAAGAUUAGAUAUUUAUUAUAAUAAUAAUCAGAUUCUAUGUGGAACAACUACUCUGCAUUAUGAUAAUGAUGAUUGUGAUUGUAAUUGUUCACUAACAGAUUCAAAUGUGUUGUAUACCUCAAGUUCUGCAGAUUUUGAUGUUGAUGACGAUGCGUACAAUGUUGUUGGUCGUAAAGCACUGCAUUUAAGUCCUAUACCGAAGUAUGCUGCAUCCAGUUGUCUAACAGUCAAAAGACGAGUUCCUGCUACACACUGUUCUUCUUCUUCUAUACAGUUGAAUACCAGUUCUCAGCAUCCUGAUGUCCCAGUUUAUUAUAUUGGUUCAUUUUCAAAUGUACACACCAGUUCACCGAAUUUACCAUCAAAACCUGUUCAACCUUCUCUACGCCAGAAUAACGAUGAUGGUAAAACGUCGUUGCGCACAACUGAGUCAGUAAUCAGUCAAACAAAACGUGGUCGAAAAAAUCAUUAUCGAAGAAAUAUGAAAGGAAGACGAUUGGGAGGAGGAGAAGUAGGAGGAAAACUCUCAAGAACAGCUGCUGCUACUACCAGCAGUAUGCACGAUAGUACUUCAUUUACAGACUCUGAUGACGAUGAUGCAUUUUCCAAGUGUCAUUCCACAAAAGCCGCCUCCCAAUCAAAUCGUAUCUCUCAGUUAGAAGCAGAACUGUCCAGGUUAAGAUCACAAAUUGCCCAGUUAAUAUUAGCUCAAGAAAUGGGUAGAUCAAGUGUAUCUGAUGCAGAUCAAAGUGGUCUACUGCAUCGUCCUGAUGCAGAUGGUGAAAGUGAUACCGGUCGAUCGGGUAUUGCAAAACAGGAUGAAACUAAAGUGUAUAAUAAAUCAGAAGUGGCUAACAACAAUUCAACUUCAGUUUCAUCAAUAGCGCCACCACCGCCGCCGCCACCACCUCCCCCUCCUCCACUUCCACCUAUGAUGUUAUCAACUGCGGUGGAAGAAACAAGUCGUGGUAAUUGGAGGGAUCAGUUACAGGAGAAGUUAAGGGGUAAAAAGAAUAAUUCUUCAGAUAAAGUCUCUACACCAUUAAAAGGCAGCCUUUCAGCAUCCCAACAUUCUGGCAGUGGUUGUGGUGGUGAUAUGUCCAGUGUUUUAAAGGAACUACAGACUGGAUCUAUUAAAUUACGUACAGUUCCAAGAUCACCUGGAGGUACGCCAAUAAGACAAAAGAAAUCCCCCAUCCACAGUGGCUCUGAUCCAUGUGCUAUUAUUGCUAGAGCAUUACAGGCGAAAUUUUCACAUCUACGUUCCUUAAUGGAUAAUUCAGUCAGUGAUGAAGAGAACACUUCUCAGUCUAAAAUUCCUUUGGACUCUGGUCUUGGACCUGGAUGCGAUGAUAUUUGGUCGCCUAAACGUAAAACCAAUGAUUCUCCUCUUCCGCCGCCGCCUCCUCCUCCCCCCACUCCUUCACUGCCAUUCGGUCAGCACAUGCUUCGUUCUGUCAACCGCCAAACAAAUGCGUUCCAACAAAACUCCGGGAGUAUGAAUUGA
This is a messenger RNA of Trichobilharzia szidati, 1614 nucleotides long. The record is from the annotation of a GenBank genome assembly. NCBI's taxonomy places the organism in Eukaryota, Metazoa, Platyhelminthes, Trematoda, Strigeidida, Schistosomatidae.